Seriola aureovittata is the source of this 4381-nucleotide messenger RNA. Its product is annotated as forkhead box protein J3-like. The coding region runs from base 517 to 2394 and encodes 625 amino acids. NCBI's taxonomy places the organism in Eukaryota, Metazoa, Chordata, Actinopteri, Carangiformes, Carangidae. Gene Ontology annotation, biological process: regulation of transcription by RNA polymerase II. Gene Ontology annotation, cellular component: nucleus. The record is from RefSeq and is a predicted model, not a curated record. Gene Ontology annotation, molecular function: RNA polymerase II cis-regulatory region sequence-specific DNA binding; DNA-binding transcription factor activity, RNA polymerase II-specific. The transcript is spliced from 13 exons.
GGUUUAGCAGUCGAGCGGAGCAUAGAGACCCGGGAUCUUCGUGUUGCUGAGCGCAAAUGCGAAUAGCGGGUCGAGUCCGCCCGUCAUGACUGUCGAUUGACCACAGCAGCGGUCAGUUUGACGCCCGCAGAGCGCCGUGCAUGCAGCUCAAGUGACAGCGUCUGGGCACCGCUGAAGCUUUUGUCUUCGAAGGGAAUUUUCAAGUGCAGGAUAGGCGUCUGGAGCUUGUGAACCAGAGUACAAAAAAUUGAGCCGGUUCAUUUUCACCUACGACGCAGCGGCCAUUGCACUGGCUAAAUGAAGAACUUGUGAACAUGCGCGAGGGACGGACUCUACCUUUCACUUCGGUGACUUCCCCAGAUGCUUUGGCCCAAGGAAAGAUGGAAAGGAAUGGCAAGAACUUGAGCCAAGGCUGCUGCACAGCACCCAUUCAGUGAGCCAAACAGGAGAUCCUGCAUACGCCACGUCGCUGAGCCCGUCAACCUUCCCCCUUCGACCCCUCGUCCUCCAAUCACCAUGACCUCUGAACUGGAGAGUAGCCUGACCUCAAUGGACUGGCUGCCCCAGCUCAGCAUGAGGGCGGCCAUCCAGAAGGCAGACACAGGACACCACCACAGCCACCACCACGGGCACCAUCACCACAGUCACCAUCACGGGCACGGGCCUGGCAAGAAAAUCGUCCAUCUGGACCCAGGAACGACGCUGGACCAAGAGGAAGUAGCACAGCACAGAGAUGGUAAACCUCCCUACAGCUAUGCCAGUCUCAUUACCUUUGCCAUCAACGGCUCGCCGCGCAAACGGAUGACCCUCAGUGAGAUCUACCAGUGGAUCUGUGACAACUUCCCCUACUACCGAGAGGCAGGCAGUGGCUGGAAGAAUUCUAUACGACACAACCUGUCCUUGAACAAGUGUUUUCUCAAAGUGCCUCGCUCCAAAGACGACCCUGGAAAAGGUUCCUACUGGGCCAUAGAUACCAAUCCUAAAGAAGACACAGUACCCAGCAGGCCAAAGAAGAGACCGCGAUCCGGAGAAAGGGCAUCUACUCCUUACAGCCUAGAGUCCGAGUCUCUGAGAAUGGACUGCAUCAUGUCAGGAGGGGCGUCUCCCACACUGGCCAUCAAUGCUGUGACCAACAAGGUAGCGCUGUACAACCCUGAGGCAGAGGGCAGUGAGAGUCCAGGGAGUUUGGGCGGCAGCCUCAGCAACAGUCUUUCAGAGCAGAGUUUGGCGUCCGUCAACCUUAACAACCUGAACACUGCCGUCAGCAGCGGCAGCAACGUACACAGCUACACACCAGUGAGUACCCACUCAGAGCCUUCACCCCAGUCCCUGAGCCUUCAGCAGCCCGCCCAGCCCCCGCCGCCUCCCCCUCCUCCCCCACAGCCCCAGUACGGUUUGCCCGUCCCGGAGUCGCGGGACAAGCAGCUCUGUUUCUCGGACUUCGAGGACCUCAGUGCUUCUUUCCGCAGUCUUUACAAGUGCGUCUUUGAGCAGUCUUUCUCACAAGGUCUGAUGGGUAUGCCGGGUGACUCCAGCCAGCAGGCCCGGACCGCCUGCUCUUACCAGCACUCUCCUGGUGCGGGAAGCAGCGGGGGCCACCACCACCAACACAACCACGGCCAGGCGCCGCACCACGCCCACCACCCUCAGCAGCACCUGUCCCCUCACUCCACCCACGGCCAGCACCAGGCACACGGUCAGCAUGGUCAGCACCAACAGCACCCUGCGCACUCCCAGCAGCACCCGUCUCUCUCCCACCAGAGUCACACUGGACAGACCUGCCCCUCAACAGGUAUUUCAUCAGACUGGUACCCCAACCUGGACUGGCUGAAGGAGAGCUGCCGCAUUGCUACCAGCUACAACUGGGCUGACGUAGACCUCUCCCCAUUUCAAGGUCUGAAGGAGAGCAUGCGACAGGCUGAGCUCAACAACUGGUCGCUGGACGCCGCCCAGAUGGCCGACCUGUGCUCCUCCAUUAACCAGUUCUUCACAGCCACAGGGGUCAUCCCCCCUCAGGGCGCCGCCCACCCACAACCUCAGGUCCAACACCCGACACCACCAGGAGCACCACAGCACCCGGCUCAGCCACAUGGGGCCAUGCACCCAAAGGCCAGCCAGCACAAUCAACAUGGGCAACACAACCAACAUAACCAACACAUCAGCACGGGGAACAUGUACAUGGACUCCAGACAGAACAUGUCCUCACUGAUGGGCCCACCAGGAUACCCCCACAUGCCUCCGAUGAGCAACACGGCUCCCACCAUGACAGGUGACUGCUCCAUCUCUCUCAACAGGUCAUCACAGCCAGCUGAGCCAGCAGCAGCAGCAACACACGCUGCCUCCGGGACACUUCCAAGUGAGACGCAUGCUCGCUGCAGACGACAUCCAGGAUGACUUUGACUGGGACUCCAUUGUCUAAACGGAGCCGUCGGUUGAACAGAGGGAGGACGAGAGAGACUGGAGAUGAGAGACAGAGACGACAUGUGAUGACAGGUGAGGUAUGGAACUGACCAACCUGCUCCUUUCACCAGUGUGAAAAAAAAACAGAAGACAAUCCAACUGAAAACAAAUGGAAAGUACAUUUUUUUCUGAUCUUGCUGGCCUUUUCUUUUGUGGUAAAAGUGGUUGAUGACUCUAAAGACAAUCAUUAAAAUGAGACUUAAAUGGGAUUGGACCAAGCCAAGAUGUAAACACACAUCAUCCAAAGCAAAAGGACGUGUGAAGCUCUCUGAACUGUCUCAUGUUGUGUCCCCCAGCGCCAACAGGGUUACAAGUCGCCAAAAGUGUUGUCGAAUCGUCUGUGAAUUAUUUGCCUUUCGUUCUCUUAAAUCUUUUGUGUUGUGUCCCAUAUCUGCAAAAUUCCAGCACCUGAGGCUGAAAUGAAUAGAAACCUUGACUUCUUCGAAACUCCCUGCAGAAAAUAAAUUAUCCAUCAUCCACAUGCAUUCACACACACUCGUGCGCAUUGAGCAGGUCUUACCUAUUACAUCCUAUUCUUUGUUCAUCUUGACACUCAGAAGGAGGAUUUGUGAAGAAGAGAGUAACCACGGUGUACCUGUUCAACUUGAAUCAGUAAUGGCUGAGUUGACCACCACCUGCUGGUUAAAACAGGCACCUUUUUUGCUUCAUCUGCCUAAAAUGGUUCUAUGCACCACAAUCUGUUUUUCCUUACCUUUAUUCUGUCACACUUUUUCACUUUAUUUUCAUCACUUUAAAUGUCAUUCUUGCAUGAGUGGAACAGCCCAUGGUGCCAUGUUCUCAGGGUGUUACAUUCCUAAACAUCGUCGCACCUCUGCCAUUAGCAUCUCUAUAUGUGAGGUUGUCUGCGUGUUGUACGGUGCUAUCAGUGUUCACUUGGCGAACAGCGAGCAUCCUUGUGAGAAGUUUAAAAUCUUCAUUUGUCAGCUUAUAAGCUAACUCAUGUGAAAUACUGUGGAAUACAUUUGUCAGUAGUUCAAACAGCAGCCACUAAUUGAAAUGAAAACGAGACGCUGGCUAGACUUGGACUUUGUCUACAGAAAUACUUUGUUUUCUGAGAUACAAUUCAGUUUUUCAAGGUUUCAUUAUUUUUGGGAAAGUGCAUAUCAUUCAUGGCCAGGCAGAGAAGACUGGUUGUUAUUUCAAGAUGCCUCAUUUAGGAGAAGAUGAGCAGUUUUUUGCACAACAUGAAGCUUGAUAGCAUCUAGUGAAUGAGAAAAACAAAAGAAAAUGGUGAACAUUUUAUUUCUUUGUUUCAAAAGACAUUAAAAAAAAAAAUAGAGCAGCAAAAGAGCAAAGACUAAGCAAAAUAUUCAACUUUUUUUACUGUGAUGUUUAAUUUUGUCUGUGUGUACAAGUGUGUAUAGUCCUCUCUGAUUUCCUUUAGCAUACAGCUCCGUACAGUUCAAAAAAUACACAUAAGAAACAAAUACUUUGUUUGUAAUAAGUGGGUACACAGUGAACUAUGGGACCUUAAAGUGCUCUUUGGUUUGAAAGAUCUCAGUGAUUGUUCAGAUGGUCAAAACAAGGUCUCACUGUAGAAAAAAAAAAAGAAAAAUACUCUUUAUUAUUGCCAUUAAAUGCUGUAUUACAGUGACCAGCAUAUAUAUCUUGUAUGUUUGUGUGUUGUUGUCCUUGUAAAUAACAGUAUGUUAAUCCUCUGUUUGCCCUUGAAAAACUGAUGAAAACUGCAAAUGGAGAGAAAGUAUUUUGUUAUCUGUCCUUCAGGAGACACAGUAUGUAUAUACCUUCAGUAUAUUGUAAAUAAGUGGUUAAAAAAAAAAAAAAAAAAGUUUGGCGUUGGCGUUUUGUGUGUCAUAAAUAAUCUGUGUAUGGAGGUUCAACAGUUAAAAAUCUGUUUCAGUGUUUAUUAAAAUGUCAUUGACCAUUUUUACUGCGCUAA